Molecule: messenger RNA, 21396 nt
Organism: Podarcis lilfordi (Lilford's wall lizard)
Lineage: Eukaryota; Metazoa; Chordata; Lepidosauria; Squamata; Lacertidae
Source: the annotation of a GenBank genome assembly
AUGACCCAUGUGGAAGAUGCCCAGGCAGAGAAGCAUCCUCCUAAAAAUCGAGCACUACAGGUGUGCAUUGUAGGCAAGUCUACAUGUCUGAAGGCUUGCUGGGGAAAAGGAGCAGGUGGUCAUUCAUCCAGAUAAAUGAAUAACAACCUUUACACAUCAGAAUGCACUGGCCUGCCUGCAAUUUAAGGAGGAGAUGGCGUUGCUGCCCUUUUGAGUGUUGCCACGUUCUGGGAGUUGUGACUGUGCCAACUGGCACACCAGACACACAUGUUCACACUGGAAAUGAAACACACACAGAGAGAGAUUCACUGGGCUUUGUGCUUUUGGCUGCGUGCGAGGGGGUGAGGGCAGCAGCAGCAAAGGAGCAAAGCUAUCAUCAGGACAGAAUUUUGCUUGGCAACUUAAUGAGCCGCUGGUUAGAUUAAGCAUGCCAUUUGGUACAUGCAAAAGCUGCACUUAGUGUCGGGGGGGGGAUUAAAAAGGUUAAAAUGAGAAAUUACCCCUUUUCAAAGGUUACAGGGAAGGAGCUGAUAUUUUUCAGACUGCUUUCCACAAUAGGGGGUGUUGAUCCUCUAUACAGGCUGCAGCAGCAAACAGUUCUGUGAACAAUGUUCUGUUAGACCAGCUUGAUGAUUUUUAAUCUCUCCUUCCAAGUUGAUUAAUCUAAAAUGGGUUCAUUUAAAACAGGGCAGUUUGUGCAGGUGUCAAAGACUUCAAGGAGCACACAUAGCUAUUUUUGAAUUUUGCCACAAGGUACACUUUUCUCUUUGAGAGAAAAGGGAAGAAUGGGGGAAAGAAAUAUUUGCUGUCAGAGACAGGGGGAAUGGAGAGAAGAGAAUUAUAGGAAUUAGACUAAGAAAAAUAUUCUGAAUUCUCCUUGAGUGCUUUUUUUUAUUCUUCUGUUUCGCUCCAUAUCUUAAGAAGAUCUAAAGCAUUGGGAAGAUUAUUAUUUUAUACACAAAAAUAUUUUUGAACAGCACUUUGACUACAAACUGAUUUCUCUGCAGAGGACAAAAUGCUACAAUUUAGUGAGCGUUUUCCUCUCUGCAGAGACUUCAAAGAGGCUCCCUAAAGGCAAUGAUGAACUGACUAUCAGUUAAAAGGAACCUCUUCGAAGGCACGCUUCCUGAACCAAUCAGGGGAAAGCAGAUCUUCCGAGGAGGUUGCUCUAACUGACGACCAGUUGAUUGGCAGUUACAGCGACCGCCUUUGAACUUUGACAGUUGUCGGUCACAGGUGCUAAUCAUUAUGGCAUCAAGUACCAUUCCCCACCCCUGCUGUUCUGUGUAACCCAUGCCGUUGCUAGUGAGGAGAGGGGAGAAUGGUGCUGCGUGAGUCCCCAAUUUAUUUAUCUUUUUAAUUAAUUUAGAAAACUUGCUGACAGCCCAGUCAACAAAUUCCUCUGGGUAGUACAAACUGGGUAGAGUUCAAAUAAUAUAUAGUUUAAAUAUUAAAGCUUUAGUUAAAACAUUUUAAACAACCCUGUUACGCUGGCACAAGCAGCAUAACAACAUUUAAAACCCAGCAGAAAUCAUCUGCUUCAAGGGCAAAAGAUGGUGUUAAGAAACUGGGAGACAAAAAAGCCAUUCACCUUGCACCAAAAGGAUCUUAAUGUAGGUGUCGGGUGAUCAACAUUGGGGAGAGCAUUCCAUAACCAGGGCACCACCACCAAAAAGACCCUCUCAUAAUUAACAUAUUCCUCACUUGUUUAGGUGGGUGAACGUGGAGGCAAACCUUUGAUGAUGAACUCAAGGUCUGGGCAGUACACCCAAUACACCCAUUUGUGUUCUAAAAUCAUCCACAUUGCUGUCAGUGUGUUCUAGCAGUGAUAAAAUAUUGUUCAAUUUGUUAUACCAUCUACCAUGGGAAAGUUGGGGUCUUCAGAAAGAUUAUUUUUCUCUCCCAUGUCAGAACAUUGGUACGACAGGCACACUUUCUGACACAAACCUGUUGAUCUUCCAGUGUCCUCAAGAGAUGUCAACAAUCUUUAACACAGAUCAGACACAGAAAGUAAUCAGAAAUGAAUGAAAGUGAUUUUGAUUUAUUAUGCCAUCCAUCUCAACCGGAAAAAUGUGAUGCAUAAAACAUCCUCAUACAAAGACCAGCAGGUCUGACAUGUAUAAUUUAUGACACAUGCCAGUCAUACACCAACUUGUUGAUAUUACUUAUUCAUGAAUACACAGAAAAGCUUGUCGCAGAGAAAUAUAACCAAAUGUCAGCCUAUUAUCCCACACACUAGUAUCUAUCAAAAGUGUUAAAGGUUACAAAACAACCCAUCAUUUUGCCUCUGUUAUCAUCCGGUGGCGGAACCUGUUGAAUAUAGCACUAUUGAUUAAAAUAUCCACUUUCUUCCCACUUAUGUCAUCUCUAAACAAUACUUACAGUAAAAUAUCUAGAAAUAUUGGACAACAGUCAACCACAGCUAUGGACUUUUCACAGCUAUGGACUUUUGGCUCCCAUUGAUUUCAGUGAGGAAACUUGUGCAUAAUCUCUCCAUCUUAAAUGUGAUUAUGUUUGGUUUGAACCAAACACUAAAUUGGUCCUUGAUAAAUGGAUUCAAGCCAUGAUGGUGUAGGAAGGAGUCACAGCUUAGUGGUGGUGAACCGGCAUAAAAAGUGUUAUCUUUAAAGCUCUGUACCUGAGCACCCUGCCAGACUUCCCCAACCUGACACACUCCAGAUGUUUUGGACUACAGUCUCCAUCAGCCUCAGCCAGCAGGGCCAAUAGUUGGGGGUGAUGGGAGUUGUAGUCCAAUGAUGUCUGGAAGGCACCAAGUCAAGGAAGUAUGAUAGAGGCAAAAUGAGGCAUGUUAAGAUCCAUGAAUCGCAGUGGGAGAGUUAAUGCAGAUGGUUAAAUGUCUUCCAUUGAAAUCCAAGGGGCUUAAGUCAAAUGCUUUAGAUUGUCUGGAUCUACUGCACAGCUGUGAAUGCAAUGAUACAUAUAUUAUAAAUAUGUACUAUAUAUUUUGAGUGUGCCUGGUAGCAUAUCAUGGGGUUGUUGUUGUGUAAUGUGUGAAAUGGCCUUUAGGUAUCAAGCACUGUUGGGGGUAGACAGAAGACUGCUUCUAACUACUAGGGGGAUAAUUAUGCACCAUUGUAAUGAUUUGUUCUACUAGCAUCAAUCCUAUACAUCUCUAUGCAGAAAUAAGUCCCAGUGUAUUCCAUGCAAUUUACUGCCAAGCAGGCAUAGGGCAGAAAUUUGAUUCCGAUCACAUUUAAAGGUGAACUGACCUAGUUUGCACUUUCCUAAACAAAACACAGCCACCCUUUGAAAUGUGAAGUUAUCCGAAUUUUGCAAUUCAGUUCUCUAGCCAGGAUAAAGUGUGCAAAAAGUGUGCAUAUUAAUACAAACAACAUACAACGUUGUAUUCUAUUAGGGGGAAAUGUGUGUGUUAGGUGAAAUUGCGUACAAAUAGGAGAAAAUGCACUAAAACGCUGACAAAUAUUCGUAAGUACUUUAUUUAAAUCAACAAAAUGGCAAAUCAGCAUGGGAAUUGAGCUUCAGGCUAGAAAAGUAAGAAAAGGAGAGAACCAGAACUUGACAGGCUCACCCAGCCCCACUCCCGAGUUAGUGCAUAAAAAGUAGAGACAUCACCUUGCCAACAAAGGUCUGUAUAGUAAAAGCUAUGGUUUUCCCAGUAGUGAUGUAUGGAAGUGAAAGCUGGAUCAUAAAGAAGGCUGAUCGCUGAAGAAUUGAUGCUUUUGAAUUGUGGCGCUGGAGGAGACUCUUGAGAGUCCCAUGGACUGCAAGAAGAUCAAACAUAUCCAUUCUUAAGGAGAUCAGCCCUGAGUGCUCACUGGAAGGACCGAUCGUGAAGCUGAGGCUCCAGUACUUUGGCCACCUCAUGAGAAGAGAAGACUCCCUGGAAAAGACCCUGAUGUUGGGAAAGAUGGAGGGCACAAGGAGAAGGGGACAACAGAGGAUGUGUGCUGGUCCAGGGGGGAGGUUACCGUGGGGCGAGGUCCAGGACCUGAGUUGAGGGUCGCCAGACAGUCCUCCUCGGGCAAAGCAGGGUCCACAGCGAGAAGCUGGGCAAGGACAGGAACUCUGGGGGAACAGGACUGGAUGCUGGCCGAAACAGCUCAUCAACGACGUUGCUCCCGCCACCUGGGACCGGGCUGACUGGCCUUUAUCUUCUCUGAGGCCAGGGGCAGUCCCGGCCCCCAGGAGACCCGCCUCUCCUGGCCUUAAGGCGAGCAUUCCUCCUGGGAGAAACCAGUUCCCUUCGCCUCUCUGCCCUGAGCCUCUGCAGUUCAGGAGAGGCUGAAGGGUUACUGGACCCACGGGGAGACUCACCUGUAGGCACUGAGUCCUCAACCACCUCCGGAGCCAGAGUGGAUUCACCUGGUGCCUGCUCCUGAGGAUCCGGCACAGGUGCAGGCGCUUCAGAAUCAAGGCCCUGCCCCAGUUCAGCCGGCCCUGGAGGCAGGGACUCCUGUGCAGGCUGGGAUUCCUCCGGUUCAGCCUCUGAAUCGGAUUCCCAGGCCAUCACAGGAUGAGAUGGUUGGACAGUGUUCUCAAAGCUACCAGCAUGAGUUUGACCAAAUUGUGGGAGGCAGUGGAAGACAGGAGUGCCUGGCGUGCUCUGGUCCAGGGGGUCACGAAGAGUCGGGCACGACUAAAUGACUAAACAACAACAAAGGAUUGCAGCCUAAGAUCAUGAGCAGUAUGUAGUGGUUGGGGACAUCCAAACUUAUUUGCUAUAACAUGUUGGUUUGUGGAGACGAACAAGUCCCCUCCCCCUUAAAAAAAAAUCAAUCCUGGCAGCAGCCGCAACAUGAGGGAUAUUUUAAAGGUCAAAGACUCUUGGUUUCCUAGCUAUUUUAAGCAGCCCAGUUGGACAUGUUCGCAGAGUUAUUCUAUGCAUUAUUCAGAGCAGCAGGGAAAUGGCUCCACACCUUUUUCUGAUUUGGAAACGAUGAUUCUUCCUGGCAUUUUUGGCUGUGCAGUUGCAUAUUCCAGCUGUAGCAAGACACCCCACCUUUCUUGCCUGUCUCUUCUGUCUCUUCAGUGAGGAUGAAAGUGGGUCUUGUGGUUCUGUUGUUGAGGACACCCAUCUGCAGUCGGGUACAAAGUGUACUAUAAAGCUAGCUAAUGGCCCAUUAUGUAAGAGGAGAAAGCUGGUGUCCUUGUACUUUUCAAGCAUCUCCAUUGAGCCUAAGCAAUGGAUGCCUUCUUUAUUUAUUUCAUUUCAACGCCACCCUUCCAGGGUCCCCAUUGUUCUGGGAAGCAUUCAAGAACAGAACAAUGGUAAGUGUAGGUAAAUGUGAUCCUUGGUUUGAAUGGAUAAGCCAAACAGAACAAACUCUAAUGUGAAAUGAUUUGGACUCGUUCAGAGAAGGAGAUGGCUGGCAUGCAUUCAUCUAUAUUUUCCUUCUGAAAAAAAUGUAUUGUGGCCAGUUAUGCUUAUUGACAGUGUUUGAAAAUGUGCCAUGCAAUCUUAUAUAUGUAUACUCACAAGUAAGGACUGUUGACUUCAGUGACACUUCGUCCUAAUUAAGCAUUGAUAGGCUAUAAUCCAAAGCACACAUUCUCUGUAUGUUCUGAGUGAACAUACUGUUUAUUGCAGAUAUUAAUAUUGCACAGCAUGACGCAAUUGGAUGCCUCAAAGCUGGCUCCUUUUGGAAUAAAAAUUGUCCAGACCCAUAAUUAUUAUGAUUCAAAGCUUUGCUAACCAGAACUUCUUCAAAAUAGGUACUAAAACAUUAACCAUACACCCAGAAAGUUGAAUAAAGCAAAUGCAUAUUCAAACAUAGGUUCUUCUUCUUAAAUAUAUAACAUAAUAACAAUCAGAGCAAAAAUCAAAGCUCUAUCUCUCCCAUAAUUUACAUCCAGCCUAAGGCUAUGCAGCUCUUGGAGAGGCUUCAUUAUCACAUCCUUCUCUCACUGUACCUGAGAACAAAAGACAAUGCAACCCUUUCACAAUGGAGAUUUGCAACUGAAUGCCUUAAUCAGGUGAUCUAAGGUUAAACACUAAUGUGUAAGAUAGCAGAGAACAUCAACAGUUAAUUGUCAGCAUCCUUUUAUAAACUCAUAAACUUAUCAAGAGCUUCAGUGUGCUUCAAUAGAUCUUUCCCAAUGUUAAACCCCAUACAUGCCUUUUUCAUUUCAGUGUGCAAUUAAACAAUUAUACUUAACACUGUUAUGAGUUGUGGGCAGGGGGUAGGCUCUAUGCUAAGAUCCCUUGAAUUCCUGAAUCCAGCAAGUGUUAAAAUUUAAGCAAGGAUUCAAAAUCAUCUGGUGGCUAACACCCCAGAGGACAGGAUCACACUUCAAAACGACCUUGACAGAUUAGAGAACUGGGCCAAAACAAACAAGAUGAAUUUUAACAGGGAGAAAUGUAAAGUAUUGCACUUGGGCAAAAAAAAUGAGAGGCACAAAUACAAGAUGGGGGACACCUGGCUUGAGAGCGGUACAUGUGAAAAGGAUCUAGGAGUCUUGGUUGACCACAAACUUGACAUGAGCCAACAGUGUGACGCGGCAGCUAAAAAAGCCAAUGCAAUUCUGGGCUGCAUCAAUAGGAGUAUAGCAUCUAGAUCAAGGGAAGUAAUAGUGCCACUGUAUUCUGCUCUGGUCAGACCUCACCUGGAGUACUGUGUCCAGUUCUGGGCACCACAGUUCAAGAAGGACAUUGACAAACUGGAACGUGUCCAGAGGAGGGCAACCAAAAUGGUCAAAGGCCUGGAAACGAUGCCUUAUGAGGAACGGCUAAGAGAGCUGGGCAUGUUUAGCCUGGAGAAGAGGAGGUUAAGGGGUGAUAUGAUAGCCAUGUUCAAAUAUAUAAAAGGAUGUCACAUAGAGGAGGGAGAAAGGUUGUUUUCUGCUGCUCCAGAGAAGCGGACACGGAGCAAUGGAUCCAAACUACAAGAAAGAAGAUUCCACCUCAACAUUAGGAAGAACUUCCUGACAGUAAGAGCUGUUCGACAGUGGAAUUUGCUGCCAAGGAGUGUGGUGGAGUCUCCUUCUUUGGAGGUCUUUAAGCAGAGGCUUGACAACCAUAUGUCAGGAGUGCUCUGAUGGUGUUUCCUGCUUGGCAGGGGGUUGGACUCGAUGGCCCUUGUCGUCUCUUCCAACUCUAUGAUUCUAUGAUUCUAUGAUUCUAUGAUUCAUGGCAUAGCCAGGCCAACUUCCUGGUGAGGCCCAGAUACGUGUUGACUUGGUAACAAGGCAACAAUGGUUGUGGCUCUGUACCAAAUGUCUCUCUCAAUUUGCUGGUAGUUAGAAAGAGAAGGGCCAGAGUUGAGGUAGGAGCUAGAAGCUCGAAGGAGGUAGAAGCCAGAGAGAGAGAGAGAGAGAGAGAGAGAGAGAGAGAGAGAGAGAGAGAGAGAGACAUGCUUGAUUUCUGCUUGAAUACAAGACUUCAGGCAUGGGAUAAGGAAGACCUUCUUGGGGUGUUAAUGCUGUGACCCCUUCCAUCAUAGGCUCCGGUUGUAUAUAUGUGUAAAUGAACCAUAUAUCUUAAAUACACCACAGUUUUUGCCAUCCCUGAUUGCGAGGAAACCAAACCCUGAGUAAGUGCCUGGAACCCCUGGCGAUUGGCGAUUAGGGAGGUGUACAAUGAUACAUAGGAGUGUGGUGUAAUGCCCAUUGUAAUGGGAUAAAGCACAUCAUAAUGAUAUAUGAAUGCUGUAUAUUUCCAACCAUGUUUCAGUUCUCCUGUUUUUGCUUGUUACUCUUUUCCUUUCCAUAUAAUAUAGUGUGGGAACGCUUUCCUUUUCAAUGAAAACACUGGUUGCUUUUUUAAAAAACAAAACAAAGCAAAGCAAAAUAUUAAUAAAACCAUGAAAAAGCCAACAAUUAAAAUACAAUGAUUAAAACAUACCUACAGAACACCCAUAAAAGGGCAGCCUCACAUAUUUAAUUUUUGUUGUUACAAUAUUUUAAAAGGCUUUUUCAGGGCAACAAAAACUAGCAGAGGGAAAUCACUGUUGCUUGCUCUCGAAACAUCCUUCUUUACCUAAAUUACUAAUUACACACUCCACUGCCCACCUGUAAUUAUGAUAUGAGUAGAAAUUUCUACACCUCAGCAAUUUAGCUGGUUCUUCUUUCUAAAAACAGCCAAUUCAACUCUAAUGAAUCUCACCACAAAGCAGCACAAUCCUGUCGGAGUAGAGUGGCAAAACCUGAAAACGAGAGCUGCCAUCUGGUCAGUAUUUCUCCCCGUCCCCACCAUCCCAUUUUUAUGAGUUUUUAAUCCAAGGUAAUAUCAUAGAAAAGCUUAGCCGGAAAUUGUGCAAGGUCUCUUGCGCUUGCAUCUAUUUUAAAUCUUCUAUCCCUACGCUGAUAAAUGAAAAUGUACAAGCCAUGAAUUGAUGGGAGGAGAAAGAGGAGCCCAUGCUCACCAACUCUUUUUCCACCCCAAGAUGUGUUUACCAGCUCUUUUGCUCAGCCUCGCCUGUGGGUGGGCUUUGUUUCCAAAUUUCUCUCAUGUCUCUCUCUCACAGAUGAGAAAUCUGUGAUUAGCCUCUCCCACAUGUGGGAUGUGUAUAUAUAUAUAAAUAUUUGGAUUAUUAUCUAAUAUUCAAGAUCUGGAUGAAAUUGCACAUGGUGGGAGAUAAAUCUAAAAUUAGAUGGGGAAGAGAUUAAGAUAAAACUCUCAGCGAAAAGUUGAUCUUAUCAACACAAAAAAAUAAGAUACUAUUAGCGUAAGUAUGAAUGCUCUCAUUUAUGAAAUACAGCAUUAUGCAUUGUAAACUUAUUACAGGCUUUGCUGAAUUCAGAUGCAUGCCAUUUGAUGCUAAAAACCAGUAAUUCUGAACUUGUGUUAACAUCUAAUCAUCUUCUCUAAGCCACAAUCAGACGUCUGUAGAUAAGGAAUAUCAUCAUUCCCAUUUUCCUGCAAAUGAGUUGGACUGUAUCUUCUUUCAGUAUUACAUAAUCUCAUCUCUACAGAACAGAUAAUAAUUAUCUGCACUCAUUAAUUACGUGCUCGUAGACAUAGACUUUCCGCUGUUAACCUGGCCAUAUGGCCUUCAGGGACAUGCUCCUUACAUCAUGAUGGAUGGUCAAUUGUCAGUCUUCCAAGGGCAGGUGUUGAGCAACCUUCCCAACACACACACGCUCUGUGGCAAAACUAAUUGAUCAUAACACUAUAUAAUUAUAAGUUACCUUCCCAUUGGACACUAUUUCUCUUUCAGAGUUAAUAGCUAAUUAAGUACUUUGUAAGUUUUACAUAAAGUGGGGGGUAGUUACACAGACUGGGCAAUGAGUGGCAUAGCAAUUUGAAAGUAUUCAAAAGUAUAGUAACAAAUACGAAUUGGAGCUAGAAAUAUAUUCCAGAGUCCAGCCAAACUUAAACUCCAAUUAAUUCAACUGAAAGCUGUCUCUUUCUGUGAAAUCAGUGGGACCUCCAAAUGCUUAAUUUUGGGUCCUGCACCUAAUCUUUGGCGUCUUUCUUCAGCUGAAACUCACUUUUCAGAUAAUUUGCAAUUAUUAUCUUUAAAAUGGGCUGGUAUAAUGGGUUGGAUCUGGACUAAGUUUCUUGCCCUUAGUUCCCACUGAAAUCAGUCUAAAAAGUUAGUCAUAGCUGGGUUAAAUUCAUUUGAUUUCAAUGGGUAUUAAGUGCAAUGAAUGAAUCAAGCCCAAUGUGCUUAAUUUUCAGAGUUAUUUGACAGUGUUAUUUGGAGUUGCUACUGAAACAUGGUGGAAAUUUUCCCUAUUCCCCUCCUAACACCAUUAUGCUGCACAAUCGCCCAUCUCUACUCCACAUCACUGGCGGCGGCUGGGCAAACAAACAGUGUAAUCGCACCUGAGAAUGAUGGAAGAAGCUGUAUCACACAUUAUGGAGGGGGUGGCAGAUGCCAUUUAAAGCUUUGCUGUUUUUGUAAUAUUGAGUUCUGCCCCAAGCCACACAUUUGAUUGUUCUGGAUUGUACAACUCUUUCACUCAAGUCAAUGAGACCUCAGAAUAUUUAUACCAGGCAAUCAGCUCAUUUGGAGCUGAUUCCUAUGUGAAAUAUAUGUGUCAAUGGAAAACCUCAAUAAAUCUGGCAUGAAAGCUAUGUACAAGAGCAGCUAUGGAUAAGAAAUACUCUCUCCUAUUUAGAGACCUUUUUGUGAUGUUACCUGGACCCUGUAUCCCAAUGUAACUAUCAGUCUUUUGCUUAUUCUUCCACAAGUAGUUGAUGGACUUAAAUGCAUCUUUCUGCACAUUCAAAUUCCCUGGACGCAAUGUCCUCAUAUUAAUAAAUUUGAUUACUUGAGCAGCGUGAUACAUCUGUCUUUCAAGACAUGAUAUGAAAUGGCAACAUUCAGAGCAGCGGUGAAGCGUUAAGUAACUUCCCACCAAUAAAUAAUUUUAACAGUGUCAUAUCCUCUCAAGUCUUUUAGAAUUAACUUUGUUAAUUUUUGUUGUUUCUCUCUUUCUUAGAACAUGCAAAUUAAUGUGAUGAACCAGCAGAGAAGUGGACGCAGAUUUUCUGCUAAGACAAUCAACUUAAUGAACGGGUAAUUAGUGUUAAGAGUAUUAGUAGCAUUAAAGCUUAAUGAGUUGAUUCUUCACCAUGUCACAUCCCUCAUUCCACAGUUUACCAAACUAAAAGUUUAUUCCUCUUUUUGAAAUGAAGAAUGCUUUUAGAUAUGAGGUAGAAUAGAAUUAAGUGGGAGGGAAGGGUAUGAAUUAUCGGCGUAAUUAAAAUGAAACAACCGAGAAAGUAGUUCAUUUUAACUGGCCGUUUUAGUCGAGUUAAAUGAAGAACUUGCAGAAAUGCAAGGUGUAAUACAGUUUAUUAAGAUUUACAGAAAUGAGACAACGUAUUACUUUUCCAAAAGUUAACUGAAGGGAAAAUAUUGCAAUAUAGAGUGGGGCCAUUUUUUAUUUUUUAUUGUAGUUUUCAGGAACAUGUUUACAAGAUGGUGGAGACAGGGAUUUUAUAGAGGCCAUACAAAGAGCCAGGUGAAACAGACCCACCUCAAAUUUUUCUCCAACCAUAGUUUUACUGUGGGAUUUUUGUUCAAACAGGAAUGGCAAAAUUGGACUCGGGGGUCAGUUUUUGUCAAAUUUAUAUGAAGCAUAACUUUUUAGGAUUCAAGGGUCUAUUGGUCAAAUUAUGUCCUAGAUCACAUUUACGGCAGCUGCUUGCUAGCAGAGAUAACAAGAUUAUUAGGCUCGUGAGAAGCUUCAGACAGAGAGGGUCAUUUCCAGCGCUGCUCCGCUCACUGCUAGUAUGGGUUUAAUUUAGCACAGCAAAAUUGUCAUGAAAUGUAAACAGCCCAGACACAAAGCCUGCUAUAUUCGCCAACACUCUUGCCUUGACAGCAAGAAUGAAAUAAAUUAAUGAUGUUUUAUUCACCUGUCAAAAGGAAAUUGCUCAACCCAGCUGGGUGAGCAGGCAGAGGUUUGUUAAAACCAGAUUCACAGAUGAGCUGCAGCCCUCAAGAGCGCAUGACACUUAGCCCAAAUUCCAGUCAACAGAUCCACCAUAAUCAACAGCCCUCAAUGGUUAUUCUUGCUUUAUUACCUGGGAUAACAGGGUAGACUAGAAAUUCUAUGUGGUUUCAGAUGAAAAAGCCAAGCUAGAUCAAGCAAAAUUUUGAUUCAUCUGUCUGAAAAUUAGAUUAUACUUAUCAAUUUCUUUUUGAGUAACAGAAACCAAUAUAUAUAAUUAGGCAGGUAGGUGGAAAAGCAGUAAUUUUGUUUAAAUAAUCCUCUCACAUUUCUGAGUAACUUUAAGUUAGUUUUUAAAGAAUGCUCAGAGCUUGUCAUUAUGCAUGAUCUUUGCCCAGAAAAGUGGCAUAUAAAUAUUUAAAAAUCAAUUAAUCACCACUGCCCUUUAAAAACUUUGUUUACCUUUCCCAAUAAUAAAAAUAGGCCAGGAUCUGUGGAUUUUUGCAUUGUGGAAAGUGUUGUGGCACAAGAUUUUUGUUUCCCUGGCAAUGACCUCUGCUGUUGUUCUCCUAUCUUAAAUAUUCCCAAAUGACUGUUUUCAGAAUAUUCUUCCCUUUCCCUGUACUGCUGCUCCAGAUAUGUCACCAUUAUCAAUUAAGCAGUUUGUGACAUCCAAUCAUCUCUCCCCCAUUUCCAUUCCAUUUGCAUUCUGAAAGUCAAUUGGGCAGAAAGAUUAAUCGGAAUAUUUAUAUUAUGGUUAAACAAAUGCAGUACAGUGAUAAAUAUUCAGCACCUGUCAGAGUGGCCAUUCAUUAAAAUUAGGGGAGUAGAUGAGUAAGAAAUAAUCAAUGCUUGUUAAGGACAGCCACCAAGAAUGGGAAAAUAUUUGCUCAUUAUCUCCUAGUUUUAUCUGGCCCUUUGGCUCAUCAACAUUCAGCCACACUGCAGAGAGCAUGAAGGAGAAAAACUGCAAAAAGACAAGGACAGGAGAGAGGAAAGGAAAGUGAUGGCAUCUCAGUGUUGUUCUGAUCUUCAUAGAAGCAUUUCCCUUUGUACACCUUUCCCUUGGCACAUGCAGGCGGGCAUACAGGGGUUGAAAAUGGCACAGAGCAUGGACUAUGCAGAAUUAGAUAAAUUAACUGGAAGGGUUCGAAACCUGCGGGACCAGAGAUUCUUAGAAGACUGGAGUAAAUAUAUGAACUAUUUGAAAAGUACGUAAUUGUAAUGAACAGAUUAUGCUAGGAGGACUGCAAUAAGUUUUGUAAGGAGGACUAUUUGAAAUAUUGCAGGAAAGACUAUGGGAAGAGUUACUAGUUAAUGAUAAUUAAGGGUAAUAGAGAAAUUAAGAAAUGCAGAAUACGUAAUAGAGAAUGAAAAAUCAUCAGAGGAGUUGACGGGAGUCUAAAAUAUUGUAUAAGAUAAGAAGUUAUGUUAUAUGAUUGUUGAAAAUGAUAUGUUAAAAAAACCAAUAAACGUGUGUGUGUGUAAUGGCACGGUGCAAUCUGCCAAUAUGAACAUCACAGAGAAAUAUUGGGCACAUAGUGGGUUACAAUUAGAGCUGAAAGAGAGUGUCAGAGCCUCCCUUUGCCAGUGACUUAUUGGCACUCCUCCCAGAAAACAAUCACUUACUUGUUUUCCCCUUCCUUCCUUUCAAUCUCACUUGCCCUCACUUGCCUUAGCGUCAACCAGGGACUAAAUCUAUGAUGUACUGUGAGACAACUGUAAACUAUAAGUGGUGAAACUUAGUGCACAGGGUGCAAUGUGUAUUACUAGAUGUUCCUCAUGGUCCCUUCCAACUCUACGAUUCUGUGAUUCUAUCUCCACUCCCCAACUCCAAAGAUGAGGGAGAUCCCACCAUCUGGAGUAAAUUGAUUAAUUUUCCUGAUGAUUGCUAGAUGUUUGUAAUACUUGUUUGGGUUCUGCUGUCAGCUACAGAAAUCCUACGGCAAGAGAGGACUAUUGUGCUCAUGUCCUGUUAAGGGCUUCCCACAGGCAUCAGAGGACAGAAUGCUGGACUAGAAGGGCCUUUGGCCUGAUCCAGAAUCAUAGCUGUCAACUUUCCCCCCUUUUUAAGGGGAAAUCCUAUUCAGAAUAAGGGAAUUUCCCUUGAAAAAAGGGAAAUGUUGACCGCUAUGCUGGUAGCUUUGAGAACACUAUUCAGCCAUCUCGUCCUCUGUCGUCCCCUUCUUCUUGUGCCAACAUCAGGGUAUUUUCCAGGGAGUCUUCUCUUCUCAUGAGGUGGCCAAAGUAUUAGAGCCUCAUCUUCAGGAUCUGUCCUUCCAGUGAGCACUCAGGGCUGAUUUCCUUCAGAAUGGAUCGGUUUGAUCUUCUUGCAGUCCAUGGGACUCUCAAGAGUCUCCUCCAGCACCAUAAUUCAAAAGCAUCAAUUCUUCGGCGAUCAGCCUUCUUUAUGGUCCAGCUUUUCUCGAAGCUACCAGCAUGAGUUUGACCAAACUGCGGGAGGCAGGGGAAGACAGAAGUGCCUGGCGUGCUCUGGUCCAUGGGGUCACGAAGAGUCGGACACGACUAAACGACUAAACAAUAACAAAUGUCCAGAAUAGCUCUUCUUCUGCAUCUAGAAAUCUCUUUAAUCCUAUCCCACCACUCCUUUUGUAUUUUUAUUUUUUUUGACAGAGGUGGGGUGGAUAAGCUGGGAGCACUCCAUUAGUGGUGUAAAGGAUGCAAGUCCCUUUUUAGGUUCUGGAGUCUGAAGGAGCUGGGGAGAAGAGACUUUCCUUCUAUGCCGUCUUCAAGCCAAAUAACUUUCCAUGCAGGUUGGGUUGGGUUCUUGAAAGAAGGAAGAUUUUCAAAGUCGAAAUGAUUAGAUUUCAGCACCUCCGUUGUCCCUCGCAACAGCGAAAUUAAUCUAGGGAUGGAUAGAGCUGGAUGGCUGAGAGACAGUCAUCCAUUGAGCCAUCUGCCAUGCAGAUCUUUCCUCUCAUUAUCCCAGUAAGCCAGCAGGCGGUUGCAAAUUGAAACAUGUUUCAAUAAUGUUUACGAUGUCCUUGUGUGGCGCACUUACUGUAGACAUAACAGAGAGAAGUUAAUGGCGAAUUUAUUUUCAGUUCAUUUGAGUCGUGUAGGAACAGAGGAAGCUGCCUUGUAUCAGGUCAGACUGAUAGUCUUGGUGAACCAUUGCCCACUCACGAGGGCAUUGUAACUGUGACAUAGUGAAUUGAACAGAAUGAAGACAAGGUGGGGAGUACCAAAUUUUGGCCUUGCACAGGGCACCACUGGAAUCGGAAAGACCAAAGUCCGCCCCUGCCCAUCGUUAUUAUUUUUUCCUGUAACCUAAAAUCCAGUGCUAGAGUGCAACUGUCCUUUGUUCUGUGAGCCCUAAAUUUCCUGUCAAUCAGAGACUUCCUGUCUCUUAGUAUAAGCAGAACUGAAAAAACACAGGAAGAUCUAGUUGUUUGAUGCUGAGUCCUAGAAAUGUAAAAUUUUCUAGUCUCCAACUUCUCCCCUCAGCCUUAAGUAUCUAGUGCCUGAGAAUUCCUUAAGUGUCCACUGUAUCUUUGCAGGGAAGGAGGAUGGAGAGAAAACCAGAAGUUGUUCUGUGCCAGGAUUUCAAAAGAGCAUUCUCUGUAUAGAGUUUGCACCUCUCCAACUUCAACUGUGCUGGGACAAAAUAUGAAAAACGCUAUGCAGUACAUUAAAACUUUAUAAAAAAGAUUAGAUAGAUUUUUUUUGUUUUUUUAAAAAAUAAUGAGAUCUUAUAUUUGGAUGUUCAAAUAUGUUUUUAAGUGCAUAACAUAGUUACUUACAAACCUCAGUAUGCUAAUAUGAAUCUCCAAGGGCAGGUUUAUUGUCCUGUUAUUUACUUCCUAGCAGAAAACCUAUUUCCAAGCCAAAAUCACCCUUUCUUUAUUGACGUCAAUAGAAGUAACUCUGGGAAAUCUGAGUCAAUGUCUUAAAUAUUUUAUAAUCUGUAAAUCUUCUGCAAUGAGGCACUCCUGAAGAGUUUUUGCAGUGAGGUAAAACGAAACCUAGGCCAAUCAUAUUAAAUCAAGAAACAGCACCUGGGAUAUUGAACGAACAUAAACGGGCAAAAAGUGAAAAAGCAUAAUAUUGAACUGUGGUUUUUCUACUUUCCUCACAUUCGUGGUUCAGUGUCCCAGGUGUUAUAUCUUGAUUGCAUCUUAUCUUUUGAUCAUGCAGAAUUUAUUUAUUUCACAAGAUUUGUGUACUGCUUGAUUGUAAAAAACCCCUCAAAGUGGUUUGCAAAAAAAGAAUGGAACAAUAAAAGUAUCAGUGAAGAGCAGUUGAAAACAAUUAUUCAAAACAUAAUUAAAAUCAACAAUAAGCUAAAAAUCAGAGUAAAACAAAUGUCAAAAUUCUGCAUGUCUGCAUAGGCUUUCCUAAGCAGGUACCAAAACGAGUACGGUGAAGGUUAAUUGGCAGGGAGUUCCAGAGUGUGAGUACUGUCACACCAAGAGAUUGACUUGUUACAAAUGUGGAAUAAAUAUUAUGCAUCACCUGUAACAGCAAAUGGGGGCAAGACCAUCUUGUAAGUAAAAUGGCACCAAGUUGUUAUAAUAAAUUAAUAAUAAUAAUAAUAAAUUAUUUGUACCCCAGCCGGAGCUGGGCUCAGGGCAGCUAACAUAAAACUAACACAGUAUACAAAGAACAUAAGAACAUAAAAACAGGCAAUCAAUUAAUUAAAAUACAGUGGUACCUCUGGAUGCGAAUGCAUCCAGAAGUGAAUACAACCCAUGUCUGCGCGUGCACGGGUUGUGAUUUGCCGCUUCUGCGCAUGCGCGUAACGCUGUUUUGACCGUCUGCGCAUGCGCAAGCGGCGAAACCUGGAAGUAAUGCGCUCCGUUACUUCCGGGUCGCCGCAGCGUGCAACCUGAAAAUACUUAUCCUGAAGCUACUUCAGCCCGAGGUAUGACUGUACAUCUUAAAAUUAGUUCAGAGCAAAUUAAAAUCUGGACAGAUGGCAGUCCACGGGUAAAAUUGAGAGUGGUUAAUAUUCUCCAGGGCCAACUGUUACCACUGGUCUUAUAAAGGACCUGUGAGCAGGCUAGGAGGUGUCUUUAAUGCUUGUUCUUAUACAGAAAGAAAAGAAUCAGACUAAACCCCGACCAAAGGCCUUCACAUACUAAUAGUAACACCUUGAACUUAGCUCAGCAGCAAAUUGGCAAACAGUGCAGGUCUCUGAGCCAGGAUGUUAUAUGCUGACAAGGUCUCACUCCUGUCAGCAACCACGCUGCAGCAUUAUGCACUAACUUCAGCUUCCGGAGCAAGCAAAAGGGGAGCACUACAAAGAGCACGUUGCAGGGAUGUAGUCUUGAAGUAACCACUGCAUGAGCUACGGUGGCCAAGAUUUCCUGGUCCUGCUGCUGCUUGUCAGGUGAGGUAAGGUAAGGAAGUUUAGGAAGUUAGGCGGCAGAGACAGGGAGUUAGUGGGACAAGGUCAUUUCUAUGAGGCCUGAACUGGCUUAUAAAAAUGGCCUGAGAUCUUCCAAAAUAAGAAGUCUUCUUUCUUUCUUUCUUUCUUUCUUUCUUUCUUUCUUUCUAGAAUGUCAGUAGUUUCUGAGGUAAUCUCAGGUUAUCCUGAAUGCUUGUCCAUCUCUAGUCACAGUUCAUUUUCCUCCCUGCAGGGUUUCGGACUUUUGUUUGCCUCCUGAAUAUGUGGAACGCUGUUGGGGGGAGCUGCAGUAGAUAAAAUUAGUGGAUGGUGGGAGGUCUAAGCACCUUUCUCCCACCGCUGAUGAAAACUACUGUCUACAGAAGUCAUUUUGCCUUGAAGAAGCAGCCAUUGAAACUUUGUCGUACACAUUUGUCUGUGAUACUUAUUUCGUCCCUUCGGCUCUUUAUUCUCUGGCUCUCCUUUCACAGCUACAUUUUCAGACUCUUAUCGGCAUCACAGAGAUGUCUCUGGGCUCGGGGUUGUGUUGGCACUCCCAUUAAGCAUACCCCAGGGCAGUGCUACCAGAACAACAUAAAAGCAUUGGGACUUGAUAUACCUGCCAUGCUCAGUUCCAGCAUGUAACCGUGUAAUUGGCCUUGCUUAAUAGAAACGGGCAGAUUAAAUACUGUUUACCACCAAAGCAACACUAGGUUGAGUCCCCUGCUAAUUGCUUUGCCACAUUGUCAAUAAAUCAGUUGCCAGGUUAAAACGGAAAUUAAUGUGGUCAAGUGUAAGCAUUUGAGACUUGGGAAGAGAACAGCCCUUACAAAUGGGUUCUCCUUAACAGACUUCAUCCGCACAAUGAAAACAGGCAGGGAAAUCUAUGGUUCCUUUCUGCUAAUAAAUGGACGAUAAGAAACGUUAAGCAAACAGUUCUGACAAGUGUGCAAACGAGGAGCAACAAUAAAGCAGUUAUGGCAGGACACAUUUGUGGAGGCCAAGCAGUCAAGCUCUCUUUCUUUUUUCUCGUUCUUCUUUUGUUAGUCAUUUGUCCAGUGUUAGUAUGAAGCUCCAAGUUCAGAUUAGGAAAGAUAAAGUCAGAAGACUAUUAAUGUUUGGGAAUUUGAUACUGUCACCUUACUUUGACAGAUGCCAUAUCAUAAAAAAUCAGACCCCCUUUCCGUACUAUAUCCUGAGGAGUUGUGGAGGAUGUUGUCUUUUAGAAAAUGCAGUUCAUUUUGUAUGUUCCUGUUUACUGCAGAUACCUGGUUGUUGUUGUUUGUUUGGUUGUUUAGUCGUUUAUUCGUGUCUGACUCUUCGUGACCCCAUGGACCAGAGCAUGCCAGGCACUCCUGUCUUCUACUGCCUCCCGCAGUUUGGUCAAACUCAUGCUGGUAGCUUCGAGAACACUAUCCAACCAUCUCGUCCUCUGUCGUCUCCUUCUCCAUGUGCCCCCCAUCUUUCCCAACAUCAGGGUCUUUUCCAGGGAGUCUUCUCUUCUCAUGAGGUGGCCAAAGUACCUGGUUGUAGUGCCACCCUAUAUAUAAGUGUGUGUGUGUGUGUGUGUGUGUUCAUUCCACAGUCAGGAACAAAAAUGUUUGCAUGGUCUAAUGUCACAGAGUUGGCCAAUUUAAAUGGGUAGAUUGCUGGGUUCAUAGAUGCAUAGAAAAUAUACCAGAAACUUUGUUUUAUCAAACAGACAAAUACUAGCAUGGCAGAUUUAUUUUGUUGCUACCGCAAUAAUAGGAUGAGGGCAGUAUUUUCCUAGUUUUUAAGUGUGCAUUUUAAAAUGCACCAUUUAUAGAGCUGGUAUACUGCAGUGACUAUUAUGAAGGCUUUUAGCUACAAGUCGGAAGUCAUGCAGAUGGGAGAGUUUGCCUGGUCAAAGGAAGGGAAUCGAGGGUGGUAUCAGGAAGGCUCAGCAACACGAGAAGCAAAAAUGCUAAGAAAAUCCAUCCUACCUCUCACUGAUAUAGUCUUGGGCUGUACUCCUUCAAAUGACAGUAGGGACAUAUGUGAUUGAAUGCUCCUUCAUAGGGGGAAAUCCUUCUAUAUAGAAAACCAGCACCUCUGGGGGAAAACUAAAUCCCAUCUGCUGAACAUGUAACUCUGGGAAUUAUUUUUAUUUUAGUAUACAGAAGAGCAGUUAUUCAUGUAAGUCCUCAUGCAUCUAAAGUGGUGCUGCUCAGAUGCAGUCUGAAACCUUAUUGAGGUCUAGACCUUAGGCUGGUUGAUUAAAACGGCCAUGCUAAAAAACAACAACCCACCAAAAUAAAACACAGGCACGGAAUUGCAGUUGCAAUCCUGAAAUUGCUAGCAUGUGGGUGGAUUAGCAGGACUCCAUUCACUCUAAUUGGACUCCAGCAAAGGCCUGCCCACAUAGAGCUCUUUGUAGAGCCUGUCUAAAUUAGUUCUCCUCCUUUGCUCAGGGAAGUACUUUUCUCAGAAAAUACUCUUUGCCUGUCUACAUUGUCUCUGACAGAAAUGUAUCACAAUGAGAGCAUGAAAAGAAAGCCAUCAAACAAAACCAUAUUCCAUAUAAUAAACUGAGGUUCGACUUUAGAAUUUUAUUCCUCCUUCACAUCUUUCUUCACCCAUUUCCCCCAAACCUUCUAAUUUGCUACUUGGGGAAAAUAAGCUAACAGCAGGAGAGGAGAAAAUAUUUUCCUUGGAGUUUAAAAAACAUUUCUUCAUAUAAUAUUGGCUAUAAAGACAUAUUUGAGCUGUUUCUUACCUGCGGCAUGAGGAGUUUCAGGGUUUUGUUUGGCCUGGCCUUUAAAGCAAACUGACCUGGUUCAUGUUUCUUGAACUAACACAGUUAUCUUCUGGUUUUCGCACUUCUCUCAAUUUUGCCACAUAGUUCUAGGUUUUAAAAUGCACCAAAGUGUUUACCAAUAUGAGUGUUUUCAAGGUUGUCUCUCUUUUUUUUACAGUGCAUAUUUUGUGAAAAAAAUAUGUACAGAAAUAACGAGCGUUUUAAAUAAAUCUGCUGGAUCAAGCCAAAGGUCCAUCAAGCACUGUGUUCUCACAGUGGAAUCCCACAAAACAGGAUCUGAGUGCAACAGCCUUCUCCUCUUGCUGUUCCUAGCAAGUGGUAUUCAGAGGUAUACUACUUUUGACAGUGGGUAGCCCUUGUAGCUAGUAGCCAUUGAUAGCCUUCUCCUUCAUGAAAUUGUCUUCUUCUCUUUGAAGGCCAUCCAGGGUGGUGGCCAUCAGUACCUCCUGUGGUUCUGUCAACUAUGUGCCAUGUGAAUAAGCACUUUGUUUUGCCUGCCCUGAAUCUUCCAACAUUCAAUGCCCCCAAGUUAUCUUAUUUAUAAGUGACAGAGAAAAACUUUUCUCUAUCCACUGUCUCCACAUCAUGGAUAUUUUUAUACACCUCUGCCAUGUCUCCUCUUGUUUGCCUUUUCCUUUAGCUAAAAAGUACCAGCAUCUUAAAAAGCAGAGACAUCACCUUGCCAACAAAGCUCCGUAUAGUAAAAGCUAUGGUUUUCCCAGUAGUGAUGUAUGGAAGUGAGAGCUGGACCACAAACACGGCUGAUCGUCAAAGAAUUUAUGCUUUUGAAUUGUGGUGCUGGAGGAGACUCUUGAGAGUCCCAUGGACUGCAAGAAGAACAAACCUCUCCAUUCUGAAGGAAAUCAGCCCUGAGUGCUCACUGGAAGGACAGAUCCUGAAGCUGAGGCUCCAAUACUUUGGCCACCUCAUGAGAAGAGAAGACUCCCUGGAAAAGACCCUGAUGUUGGGAAAGAUGGAGGGCACAAGGAGAAGGGGACGACAGAGGACGAGAUGGUUGGAUAGUGUUCUUGAAGCUACCAACAUGAGUUUGACCAAACUGCGGGAAGCAGGGGAAGACAGGAGUACCUGGCGUGCUCUGGUCCAUGGGGUCAUGAAGAGUCGGACACGACUAAACGACUAAACAACUAAACAACAACACCAGUGUUGGAACAUUUCCUUGGUGGUGGUGGUGAGGCUAUUCUACCAUUCUGUUUGCCCCUUUCUGAACCAUUUCCAGCUCUAAAAACUGAAACGCAAUAAGGGUGAGACCAAUUAUCGGCCCAGUGUUAUGGAAUAGAUUCAUGAAUGAACACAUCCAGAACCAACGCAGUCCAAAAACAGACUGAUCCUUCCAUUGGUUCCUGCGACUAUGGACUAAGGCUUCUAAGGCCUUUUACACAUUUUCCCUCAAGGUUGCUAUGCCUCUGCUGACUUUGCUUGACACGUCCAACAGUUCAACAGCAACCUUCAGGGGUCAGUUCACUUAAUUAAUAAACUGGAAUCGCGGUUUCACCAAUUUGCUUUCAAUUGAUGGCAAUACAAAAAGAAUCUCGUUGUGAAUUCCACACGGUUCCUUUCAUUCUUGGUGCAAACUAGGAAAAAGGUUGUUUUAUGCCAGCAGUUUCAGAUGCAUGUUUAUCUAGCUAACUGAUGCUAUAAUGGCAAUCUCCACCAUAGAUGCAAAGAAGAGAAGCAAGGACCAUUUCCCAGAUUUCAUCUGGAUUUGUAUCCUUUUUUUGCAGCACAGUAAUUAUCUGGGAGAUGACAUUCCCUUGUGAACCCUUGCAGGAAAACAAUUGAAGCCACAAGAAGUCUGCACCUUGAAGUAUCAGCUACUGGAAUCGUCUAUAAAGCCUUGAGUCUUCCCAGCUCAAUUUAUGCUCACAAUGGGAAGUGGUGGACACUGUAUAAAGCUCAGCCAAAUGCCAAGCCUUUAAAAUGA